Messenger RNA from Arachis stenosperma, 1386 nucleotides. RefSeq lists its product as uncharacterized. Bases 1 to 1386 code for a protein of 461 amino acids. Lineage: Eukaryota; Viridiplantae; Streptophyta; Magnoliopsida; Fabales; Fabaceae. Gene Ontology annotation, molecular function: zinc ion binding. The transcript is spliced from 4 exons. The record is from RefSeq and is a predicted model, not a curated record.
AUGACUAUUGUCGUGGCAGAAAUUUCUGUUGUCACAGAUGGUGAAUUUGCCGUGGGAAUGGAAUUCAAUUCCAGGGAAGCUGUUAUUAUGACAAUGAAAGAUUAUACUAUCCAAAGAGUUGUAGACUACCGGGUAUAUGAGUUGGAGCCGCUGACAUUUUAUGCCAAGUGUACACAAGCAACCAUUUCUCAAGAUCAUUCGAAGUUGGAUUCAAACACAAUUGCAGAAGCAAUAAAGCCGUUGGUUGAGGAUGACCCCUCGAUAAAGGUGAAAUUAGUUAUUGCGGAAGUGCAGUCGAAGUUCAAUUACACCAUCAACUAUCGAAAAGCAUGGUUGGCUAAGCAAAAAGCAUUCAGACAUUGUAAACCAGUUGUCCAAGUAGAUGAGACUCACUUGUACGGAAAGUAUAAGGGUUUUCUGUUGGUUGCAGUUUCACAGGAUGGUAACAAUAAUAUCGUCCCAAUUGCAUUUGCUAUUGUGGAAGGAGAGACUUCUGAUGCGUGGCACUUUUUUUUGAGUAACCUGCGACAACAUGUAGUGACUUGGGAUGGUGUAGGACUGAUCUCUGACCGACAUGAUUCCAUCAAUGCAGCUGUGGCCCGCAGUAACGGAGCUUGGUCGCCUCCCAAAGCUUUCUACAUGUUUUGCAUCAGGCAUAUAGAGUCGAAUUUUUUGAGAAAGUUCAAGGCACCGUACCUACAAAGACUUGUCAUCAAUAUAGUGGUAUGCAUCAACUCAGUCUUGAAGGGUGCACGCAAUCUCUCCAUCACUGCACUUGUCAAAGCAACUUUCUACAGACUCAACGAGUUGUUCACUCGAAAAAGAGUCAAGGCGGAGGCUCGGAUUAAUGCCGGCCAUGUUUUUUCUGAGCUUGUGACCUCCAAAUUACAUGCGAAUCAAAUUGCAUCAGGAAACAUUCAGGUGAAUUGCUUCGAUAGGCAAAAUGAGGUCUUUGAAGUGCGUGAGAUGCCAAGUGGAAUGGGGUAUGCCAUCGACUUCCGUCGACAACGAUGUGACUGCGGUGAGUUUCAGGUGGACCAAAUUCCUUGUCGACAUAGGUUUGCAUGUUGUGCAAAUCAACGACUAGAUUGGCUAGUGUAUGUUCAUGAUAUGUAUAAGAUGGACCAAGUUCGACGGAUUUACCGAGUCAGGUUUAGGCCACUGGGAAAUCCUACUACAUGGCCUGCUUACAACGGGCCUCGAUUCGUACCGAAUCCGUACCUGAGACAAGUUACCAUAGGUUGUCCAUGGAUGACACGCUUCUUGAAUGAGAUGGACAUGAGAAUGUUACGUCUUCCUAGGCGAUGUAGGCAAUGUGGGGCUGAGGGGCACAGUCAUAAUAGAUGCCAUCAGGCAAGUGGUGUAAGUGCCGGCAAUAAUGCUUAG